Messenger RNA from Trametes versicolor FP-101664 SS1, 198 nucleotides. RefSeq lists its product as uncharacterized. The record is from RefSeq and is a predicted model, not a curated record. The transcript has 3 exons. Lineage: Eukaryota; Fungi; Basidiomycota; Agaricomycetes; Polyporales; Polyporaceae. Bases 1 to 198 code for a protein of 65 amino acids.
AUGUCGGGCCGAAAGAGCGUGGCCAAGGGCGAGAUCAAACUUGUGGAGUAUCUGCGAGUGGUCGCUAGGGUAGACAAUGCGGAGAAUGCGAGUGCCCUCGUCAAUCCCGGAGAAGCCUUCGGGAAUUGGAAGGUCGUAGAGGACCAUGUGCGCGAAGUGUGUGCCUUUGCGAGCGACGACGGCGAAUACUUCGUGUGA